Molecule: messenger RNA, 1255 nt
Organism: Seriola aureovittata
Lineage: Eukaryota; Metazoa; Chordata; Actinopteri; Carangiformes; Carangidae
Gene: bkgd
Product: chromosome 15 C11orf54 homolog
Exons: 8
Coding region: 100-1059 (319 amino acids)
Cellular component (GO): nucleus
Molecular function (GO): hydrolase activity, acting on ester bonds; zinc ion binding
Source: RefSeq, a predicted model, not a curated record
UUAACCAAACAGUAAAUGUGCCCGCUCCAACCAUCGACUUUUCCUGCAUUGCUAGCAGUUUACAGGCAGAGUCACCCAGGACAGUAGUAACCCACAGUCAUGGCAGACAUCAGUAAAACUGUGAGGGUCGAGCUGCACGCUCCAGAUCUCGAGGAGCUGCGCGGAGUAUUACAAGCAGGACUGGAGGACAACUUUGCAGAAGUUCAGGUGAGUGUUGUGGAGUGUCCAGAUCUCACCAAAGAACCGUUCCAGUUUCCUGUCAAAGGCCUGUGUGGAAGUCCUCGUAUCACUGAUGUUGGUGGUGUACCGUACCUGGUUCCCGUGGUUCAAAAGCACAAGGAAUACAACAUGAACACUAUAUCUAAAGAGCUGGAGCUACCGGGAGCUUUCAUCCUGGGUGCAGCAGCUGCUCCCUCCAGGAUCGUCGGGAUGAAUGCAGAGCUGAUGCCUCUGGUCCUGACAGAAGCGGAGGGAAGGCCUGUAGUGAACAGCAGUUACUUCUCCUCCAUCAAUCCGGCUGAUGGUCAGUGUCUCCAGGAAAAAUACAGUGACAGAUUCUCUGACUGCAACUUUGGACUGCUGGGAAAUCUGUAUGCUUGUGAAGGGAAGUCUGGAAAGGUCAUAGAGGUGCGGGCCAAGAAGAGGACAGGAGGCCACAGUCUGGUGACGGCCCUGAGGAAGACUCUUGAAGGGCGCUACCCUGAGAAGAGCCUGGCUCUGGGAGGCACCUUUGUCAUCCAGAAAGGGAAAGCUAAAAUCCACAUCAUGCCAAGAGAGUUCUCGGUCUGCCCCCUCAACACCAACGAUGAGGUCAACAACUGGCUCAAGCACUUUGAGGUCAGCGCUCCGCUCAUCUGCCAGUCAGUGCUCGUGUCCAGAGAUCCCGGUUUGGACCUGCGGGUGGAGCACACCCACUGCUUCAGCCACCACGGAGAAGGUGGCCACUACUACAUAGACACCACUCCUGACAGUGUGGAGUACUUGGGCUACUUCAUGCCGGCAGAGUUUAUCUACCGCAUCGACAGGCCCAAAGAGACGCACGGAGUGGGACGAGACUGAAAAACUGAAUGAAUUCAUCAAUCAUGUUGUCGGCAUAGUAUCAAAUCCAUCAAACAGUAUGGGAUUUAUAAUAGGUUCUGUAUAUUAUAAUACUCCACAAGUGAUUUCAAUUAUACAAAUUGAUUAGUCAGAAUUACUUUUAAAUUUUCUUAUAAAAACAAUCACUGCAGUUCAUGAAAUAAAAACGUCAAAAGUG